Scophthalmus maximus (turbot) is the source of this 4732-nucleotide messenger RNA. It is a transcript of the gene npl, whose product is annotated as N-acetylneuraminate pyruvate lyase (dihydrodipicolinate synthase). The transcript has 11 exons. Lineage: Eukaryota; Metazoa; Chordata; Actinopteri; Pleuronectiformes; Scophthalmidae. The record is from RefSeq and is a predicted model, not a curated record. Gene Ontology annotation, molecular function: 4-hydroxy-tetrahydrodipicolinate synthase activity; N-acetylneuraminate lyase activity. Bases 2744 to 3535 code for a protein of 263 amino acids. Gene Ontology annotation, biological process: N-acetylneuraminate catabolic process.
UUUUCACGUGACGGGCAUAUCAACAACUCCCCGUAAUCCUAGAAAACCAGUCAAAACCAGUAACUUAUUACUUCCUUGACAGUAGAAAUGUCCUCGACGCACAGAAGGUAAAGGAAUCCCACAGCUUGUUAGGUCAGUCAUGGCUCCUGCUGCAGACAAAAAGCUGACAGGACUCGUUGCAGCCACAUUCACUCCGCUCACCCAGAAAGGGUGAGCAGCCAAUAGAAACCACUUCCUCUCUUUCUGUCUGUUUCUUCCAUAAAUCCUGCCCUGGCUGAUGAGUGUGUUGUGUAAUCAGUGGUGGAAAUGGCCAUAUUAUACAAGUGGAACCCUUCACGGAAUCUUUUCUCUCUCUAUGGGAGAGAUUUUAAUCAUGACCAUCAGAGCUACAUCAAAAAAUAUAUCUUGAUUACAUGAGACUUUACACUUAUGUUCUCCUACUAUUCUCUGCUCUUGUGCUCUCAUGCUGCCUCCCUCUCUGUAGAAGACAAAAUGACAGACAUUGAGAAACAGUAGUUGAUAGUGAUCAACCAGUGUUUCCCAUAGGAUUUUGAGAGACUAUGGGGGGUGGACUUAGACCCUGUGGGGUUUUGUACAUUUUAAAGAUAAAUCCAUCAAUCUGUCGAACUUUCACAGCAAUUUAGGAGGCUAGAUCUCUGAAGAACUUUAUGCUUUUGAAAACAAUUUCUGUGCUGUAGUAAAUCCUUUUAACAUAAACACAUCUAGGUUGUAUGCAUAUGAAUGAUGAUCACCUCCAUUAAUAUCCUUACAACCUAUGUGUUUGUGUAGACACUGACCCCCACCCAGAAAAUAAUAAAGCAAGAUAGACUUUGCCUGCAGGCAGCCUCCCUCCGCUGCUCUGUAACCAGAGGUUUGAGCAGAGCAGGUUCUCUCUCUGUGCGUGUGUGUGCUGCCGCCUUCUGCAGUGUGUCGACUGCUAGUGAGGCGAGCUGCCCUCGCCCCUCGCUCACACAGAGACACAGAGAGACAUCUCUCCUGCAUUGGGGAAUAGCGAAAUACAUAGACAAGUGUUUAAUGACUUUAUGUGCAAGGGUAAUACCGCACCGAAUUGUAGGCCCUGCUACCUGAAUCCAGUCUGAACCUAGUAAACUUAGUCAUCAACUCAACUUUACAAACUAGAGUAAGACACCACUGAAUUUUAAGGACUUCAUCUCACCUGCUUGUCGCCAGGUGGCCGUUGUAUCCCCCAAAAAAUAAUUAUUUAACUGAAAGGGAACGCCCCCCCCCCCCCCCCCCAUUUCCACCACUGUGUGUAAUUUUGCACAUUCAGUUCCCCUGUAAAAAGGUUAAUAGUGAGGAAUGAGUGUGGAGUUGUCUAAAAACGAGCCUCCAUACAUUCGGUUGGAUCUGGAGUACUACAGCAUGUUUGGUGUUCUUUUUGCCAAAUGUGUGGGCCUGUAUUUUGUACAUUUUCCCAAAACAGUGAAAUCAACCUAUCAGAGAUUGGACCUUAUAUUGACUACUUGAGAGAGAAGCAAGGUGUAAAUAGCAUAUUUGGUAAGUCAAAUGGAUUCCUGCUUAUUUUUCAUUGUUCCCACCUGAAUUUAUCUUGUUGACUUAUACACAUUGUUGAUGGGUUGCCCCUCUUUUAAAUGCAUUAACCCUUAUUUGUGGUAAGACAUAGAAAAAUGAAGUUGCAGUGUUGGGAAGUCGGUUUGGGUUGGAAAAACAAAAAGUUACUUCUGUUCUUUGGAAAUACGUCAAUGCACACACCCUUUAACCGCCCAGCAGCUAUUACAGUCAUUAGUCACAACAUAACUAUGAAUCGCUGAAAAAUCUUCCUUCACAGUCUUGUGAAGCAAUACCAUGCAUCAUGCGUUAUUGCCUCAUAUCAUGAAGCAAUUAUCAUUGAUCCCAAACUGGGAAAUUAUGUUGUCACAGCAGCAAGGUAUCAGGCACACAGCAAACCAUACAAAUAUAGAAAAUGUAAGAAAUAAAUAUUUUUUAAUUUUUUAUAAGAACCACAAAGCUCGCUCAUUGUGGGAUUUGUUGGGUUUUUCCUUGUAAUAUUGUAAUAUUGACCUAACUAUGUAAAGUGCCUUGACACAAUGUAUGUUGUGAUUUGACGCUAUACAAAUAAAAUUGAAUUGAAUUGAAAACUAUCAACCAAAACAAGUAACUAUCAAAAUAUUUGCGGAUGUCCUGUCAAUAAAUGUGAUGGAAAUUGGGGAUGGUAGUGAGAAACUCUUUGUUAAUUGAUAGCGGUUCACAGUACAUUGGAACCAAGGCCCCUGUUUGAUAAAUACAGCUCCAAAGCACCACGAGUGGUAAAAAACAAAAAACAAAACAGAGGGUACUCACAAAUACAAAUAUUUAAACUGGUUGCUCUGUUCCAAAAUAACAGCCGUCUGCCUUUUUGUCUACAUUAAUCAAAGCGAAUCGGUGUUUGUCCUGUGGGUCGAACAUGACUCUUGAUUAUUGUUCAAUUCAAACUCGAUGAACCACCCCAGUUUUUGCUAAAUUUCUCUGUUGUGCUGACACUACUUAUUCAUUCCUCCGUGCUGGAAGAUCUCUCUGUGUGGCCUCACACAGCAGAGGAUGUUUGUGUUACUCUUUGUUCUUCCUCAUAUCUAAUGUUCUUUCUUAUCUCACUGUCAUUGUCUGCGUCACUGCUAAUUGUUACCUUUGAAAUUGUUUUGUCCUUGUUAACAUUGCACACUCAGGCCUCCUGGUGGUGGAUCCCUCUAUGAAUGGGCCCCACCGGAGGUCUUGUCCAUAAAAAAUGGUGGUACCAGUGAAUGGCACCACCGGAGAGAGCAUGUCUCUCAGUGUUGGGGAGAGGAAGAUCCUGGCUGAGGAGUGGUGUCACAAAGCCAAGGCAAAAAUGGAUCAGGUGAUUGUGCAUGUUGGCUGCAUGAGUCUGAAAGAUUCCCAAGAACUGGCUUGCCACGCAGCACAGAUUGGGGCUGAUGGGAUAGCAGUCAUUGCCCCCUUUUUCCUCAAAUCUACCUCUGCAGAUGCAUUGAGGACAUUCCUCCGUGAAGUGACUUCCGUUGCUCCAACUGUGCCUUUCUAUUAUUAUCAUAUUCCAGCUGUCACCGGUAUUAAUGUUCCAGUGAGGGAUGUGUUGGAAGGUAUUGAGGAACUGAUUCCCUCCUUCAGUGGAGUGAAGUUCAGCGGCAGUGACCUGAUGGACCUCGGCCAGUGUGUGAGCUACUGUCAGCCUCACUGGUCAGUCCUCUACGGUGUGGACGAGCAACUGCUAGCAGCUCUGGCUAUGGGAGCCCACGGAGCAGUUGGCAGCACAUAUAACUAUUUGGGAUGUCGUGCCAAUGACCUGAUAUCAGCAUUCGAGAAAGGUGACCUUGUCCAAGCCAGGAAAAUACAGUUCAAGGUGCAAGAGCUUCUUUCUUUUGCCACAAAACUUGGCUUUGAUCUUGGAGUGAACAAGCAGCUGAUGAAUGAGUUGUCAGGCCUGUGUCUGGGGCCUCCUCGACUUCCCCUGAUGCCGUGUCCUCAUGGUCGAGCUUUGUCCAUUGCACAGAAAUUUCACAGCCUCUUUCCGGAGUGCUGAUUUGUUCAUACUGGAUUGAUUGACCCUGAAAAUUCCCCCAAUCACCCGACCAUUUAGAGCUCACUUAAUUCCAGUUUCUGUAUCUUGUUGUCUACUUAUUUGAAAUUAUGAAUCAGACGCCUGCACUUGGCUACAAACCUUUCCGUUUAAUAGGAUAGGAAUAAACCACUUUUCCAGGUAAAUGGUAAAUUUGUAUUUAAGUGCACAGUCAAAAAACUAUUGAGGCUUAGAUUUAUAAAGUCAAUCCAUAUGAAGUUUACAACAAUUUAACAUUUUCAGCUUAGAAAUGUAGCAAUAAAACAACAUACAUGUGAGUUAUGUCUUCACAAGGGUAUUUUCUCUUGGUUGAAUAUACUACAACAUUAUGGGCAUUAACCAUUGACAUGUUUUUCAAGACUUAAGAUUUCCCUUUGAUUUGGAAUAUUAUUUCAUGUUAAAAAAUACUUUAAACACAACAUUUAUCGUUUAUCAUUUAAUAAUAUGUGAACAAGAGCUCACAUCUAUUGUCCAUUGGAAAUUUAGGGAACUGUCAGAACAUUUGCAGUAUUAUUAUACUGUACUGUGUAAAACCAUCACUGAAUCUCAUUUUGAGAGUUUGAGCACACUCCUUUUGUAAAAGAGUCCAACUUUUAAUUGGAUUGUUUUUCUGCCUUGAAAAUCAGUUAUGGAAAAACCUGACAUUGAGCUGAUCCCAUCAGAGGGAGGAUGAUAGAGUAAAACUAAACAUUUUUUAUAUUUUAAUUGUCUGACACUCAAAAAGGGUCUGGAUUAGCAAUAUAGUAGUUACAAAGGAGCAUAAAACACAUUAUAUUCAACCGUUGUUUAUUUGUUAUGAAUUUUAUACUCUCUAAAGGGAAAUAUGUUUCAUGAAGAUUAUUUGUUUGUAUUAUAAUAAAGAAUGAAUUACCUCAAUGCACUGAAUGCAUUUGUUGGUUCACAUUGAUUCGUGGCUCAUUCUGAAUGAGACCGGAAAUAUUUUAAAAUCAUAAGGCCAGAAAAUCUCCAAGACCUGCACAAACAUGCAGUGUUGAGUCUGUCUGUCACGUGGGUGUGUUGGUGUCUUCUUUUCUUUCUUUCUUUUUCUUAAAAUACUGUACAUGAUAUUCAACUGUUGUGUUUGGCCUCAGUUAAACAGACAUACUCUAUUCUUCGCUUGUGAUCAUUUAUAUUAACUGUUAAUAAAAUUGCUCCUCUGUU